Molecule: messenger RNA, 1260 nt
Organism: Penicillium chermesinum
Lineage: Eukaryota; Fungi; Ascomycota; Eurotiomycetes; Eurotiales; Aspergillaceae
Product: N(6)-L-threonylcarbamoyladenine synthase family protein
Exons: 1
Coding region: 1-1260 (419 amino acids)
Biological process (GO): mitochondrial tRNA threonylcarbamoyladenosine modification
Cellular component (GO): mitochondrion
Source: RefSeq, a predicted model, not a curated record
AUGAACGACAGUGACGAUACAUCUGUAGCAAUCCUUGAAAAGCAAAAUGACGGUUCUGGGAAACGAGCUUGUAUUCAUUUCCUUGCGAAUAUUACUUCCGAUUCCCGAGCACAUCGGGGUAUUCAUCCAAUCCUCGCCCUCGAAUCCCACCAAGAGAACAUGGCCAGUCUCGUCGAUAAGGCCCUCCGACAUUUGCCAGCUCCGAAGGGUACUCUGCGGUCAUUACAUUUAGCGGAUGGGUCUAAACGCCGUAUGCCGGAUUUUAUAUCAGCUACAAGAGGGCCAGGGAUGCGCUCAAACCUUUCAGUAGGGCUUGACACCGGGAAAGCACUCUCUGUUGCGUGGCAAAUCCCGCUGGUCGGGGUACACCACAUGCAAGCGCAUUUACUGACACCGCGGCUUGUGUCAUGUUUGGAGGGAAACGACAGCAUGAGCACGGCCUAUGAUCCACAGUUCCCAUUUUUGUCGAUCCUAGUGUCUGGUGGCCAUUCAAUCCUCGUACACUCAAAGUCAAUCACGGAUCACAAAAUCAUGGCGUCGAGCGAGGAUAUAGCAAUGGGUGAAACACUUGAUAAGGCGGCCCGUGAGAUACUUCCUGCUGAGCUGCUGCAAGGGUCGAAAACGACCAUGUAUGGAAAGGCCCUAGAGCGGUUUGUCUUUCCAAAUGGCGAGGCCGAUUUUGCCGAUUAUAGGCCCCCUACGAGUCGAGGAGAGGAAUUGAUCAGGCGGCAAAAUUCGUGGGGCUGGAGUAUCACGACGCCCUUCGCGAACACCAGGGUAUUGCAACUGAGCUUCUCUUCUGUAGCAAGCAUGGUCAACAAGAUCAUCAAGAGCAAAGAGGGGAAUCUGUCCUACCAGGAACGAGUCGAUCUCGGUCGUGAAGCAAUGCGUGUAUGUUUCGAACACCUUGCAUCACGGACUAUCAUAGCCCUCGAAGAACUCCGUAUCAGGCAUCGAGACGAAGAAGAGAUCAGAACGUUGGUUGUUAGCGGCGGUGUUGCGGCGAACAAGUUUCUUAUGGCAGUUCUUCGAUCAUUUCUUGAUGUGCGGGGAUUCGAACAUGUGAAACUCGUCGCGCCGCCUCCAUCUCUGUGCACUGACAAUGCUGCUAUGAUCGGCUGGGCAGGUAUAGAAAUGUUCGAAGGCGGCUGGCGGUCAGAUUUAAGCUGCCGGGCCAUACGGAAAUGGACGCUCGAUCCUCAGGCUGAAGAUGGAGGCGUGUUGGGGCCCAAUGGGUGGAUCCAUGAAUCGACUCUGUAG